AAUGGUGGAGGGCAUUUAUGUAAUUGAAUCAAACCACGUGUGGUUUAUUUCAAUUUUCGAAGGGUUUUGUGUUUUCAGCUUCUGCUUUUCGUCGACCGACAAUUUGUUGACGGCUGCAAAGAAGAGUACCAAUUAAGCAAUGGGUGACAAAAAGAAGAAGACUUUCAUGUUCAUCCGCCUUGUUUCUGCUGCUGGAACUGGAUUCUUCUAUGUCAAGAGGAAGAGUGCCAAGAAAGCCUUGGAGAAGCUCGAGUUUCGCAAAUACGACCCUCGAGUAAAUCGCCAUGUUCUUUUUACAGAGGCAAAAAUGAAAUGAGAGGGAAAGGCAAUGCAAAAGGUUUAUCUUUUCUUAUCUACUUUUCUGGAUGAGUAUCUUGUGACUGUUACCAUGGAUCAUUUCAUAGUUUAGUGGAGCUGAAUAAUUACUCUUGUAUUAUUGGUUCAAUUUGUGUUCCUUGUUACUCCUUCUAGCCACCAGAGAUUUCUUAACAGACAUGGGACGCCCUGGUUAGGCUUUUUUGUAGGAUGCUCUAGAGCGUGAACAUUAACUGAAUUUGUGAUAUCGUGAUGAUGUUUGUGAUC
Messenger RNA from Populus nigra (black poplar), 582 nucleotides. RefSeq lists its product as uncharacterized. The transcript is spliced from 2 exons. Gene Ontology annotation, cellular component: ribosome; large ribosomal subunit. Gene Ontology annotation, biological process: translation. NCBI's taxonomy places the organism in Eukaryota, Viridiplantae, Streptophyta, Magnoliopsida, Malpighiales, Salicaceae. Gene Ontology annotation, molecular function: structural constituent of ribosome. The record is from RefSeq and is a predicted model, not a curated record. The coding region runs from base 140 to 316 and encodes 58 amino acids.